Molecule: messenger RNA, 1221 nt
Organism: Saccostrea cuccullata (small rock oyster)
Lineage: Eukaryota; Metazoa; Mollusca; Bivalvia; Ostreida; Ostreidae
Exons: 4
Coding region: 19-1221 (400 amino acids)
Source: RefSeq, a predicted model, not a curated record
AUCGCAAUUAGGCAAUGUAUGAAUGGACUGUAUAUAUUCAUACCAUGGAACUCGAAUUUAUCAAAUAUUAUGUGGACCAAAAAUGAAUCGGCCAUUGAUAUAUCAAACGGAGUGAAGUACAAAACAGGAACAGACAGUACGCCCAUGCUGAUUAUCAAUGGUGCUACUUCAGAGGAUAGUGGAAAAUACUCAUGUAUGGGAACGUCGUUAUUACGUUCUUUCAUGAGCAGGCCUAUUCAUAUAGGAAUAACUCCUGUACGCCUCAAAAGUCCUUCUGCAGUGAAUGUUGGGGAACCAUUAUCAAACCAUUGGGAUUGGCCGUAUUUGAAACCAGACACAACUUCUGAAUCUGAGACUAGUGACCUUGACCUCUAUAUCGUCAUGAUCCCAGAACCCCAUGUCGAAACUCAGGAUUGUACUCACGUUAAGGGUCAAGAAGAACGACACGAAUAUGAUUUGUUUAGCAGAAUAGAUUUCAACUCCAUCAAAAGGUACCUCCAUUUCUGGCUUCUCUUCUGCGAAGGAGGCUCCGUGGAUCUGGAAAACAAAGAUCAGUUGGAGAUCCUGAAGGACUUGUACGCAUUCUCCAAGGGACCAGACGCAGAACCUAUUCCAGAUGAUAUAAGAUCUGACUGCUCCAUAUAUGAUAGCAUGAUUUGUACGGGGACCAAAUUAACAUUUACUUCAGAUGAUGUUGAGAAACAGACUCUCUGGGCUUAUAUUCAACACGGUUAUCUUGUGCAGAAAAACGUUCAUUUCCUUCUGGACAAGGCACCAGUUGCCUUGAUCGCAAAGUAUUUCAGGACAUCUGGGUAUCUUGGUUCUCAAGAAGAAUGGUGUAUUUGUCUCCCUAGCAUUUUCACUGAGAAACUCAUUGUAAAACUAGACUUGGGUAUCAUCCCACAUCCCACUAUUACAGAUACCAAUAUUCAUCCAUUAGUGAGCCGAAUAUUGAAAAUCCCUGAGGAAAUUCUAAGAUGGGAAUAUGACCAGCGCCUGAAGUUCUUGAAAAGCAUACGUGAAGAAAGCAUUGAAAUGUUCAGGGGAAGAGCGAUGAUCGUUGGGUGUGUGGGGGCAGGUAAAACCACCUUCCUAAGAAGGCUUCAAUCCAAAUGGACAUUAGAGGACUUAUACACCACUGAGUCAACUGUAGGGCUCGAAGUUCAUCAUAAUAUGUUCCAAAUUGAGGAUAAUGAAGACCAGAAAUUGCUGAAAGGUUGA